AUGAUCACUGGCAUCAUUUCACUUUGAACACUAGGAUCCCUGCCUAUCAUUAUGCUUGGACCUGGCCCCAGAACUGGCAAUCGUCUAAGUUGAGAACAGGAGAUGGAGAAAACAAAUGGAGGAGAGGCCAUUACUCUGUCCACAGAGGAGACGGGCAGAGAGAACCUGGGGCUGGAGCUCACGGAAGAAGGAAUAAAUCCUGAGGGAACCAGGAGGACUGAAGACCAAGGACACAGCCUUGAGGAUGGGCUUGGGCCUUCCACUCGCCAGAGGAGGAUCCUACAACCUUACACCAGGGCAAGAAGUUUCUGCAAAACACAUGCCGGCUUGUUCAAGAAGAUCCUGCUGAGCCUGUUGUGUUUGGCUUAUGCUGCCUACUUCCUGGCAGCUUGCAUCUUGGAUUUCCAGAGGGCACUGGCCUUGUUCGUCCUCACCUGUUUGGUGCUCUUCGUCCUGGUUUGCCACAUUCUGAAAAAGUUCUUUGGUGAAAAAUUAACAGCAUGUCUGAAGCCCUUUAAAAGCUCCUGCCUGAAGCUUUGGAUGAAAUGGGUGUUUGCAGGAGUCUCCUUGGUCGGCCUUAUCCUGUGGCUGGCUCUAGACACAGCCCAAAGGCCAGAGCAGCUGAUCUCCUUCGCAGGAAUCUGCAUGUUUGUCCUCAUCCUCUUUGCCUGCUCCAAACACCACAGUGCAGUGUCCUGGAGGACAGUGCUUUGGGGUCUGGGUCUUCAGUUUGUCUUUGGGAUCUUGGUCAUCAGAACUGAUCCUGGAUUUAAUGCAUUUCAAUGGCUGGGAGACCAGAUUCAGAUUUUCCUGAACUACACUGUGGCUGGCUCCAGUUUUGUCUUUGGGGAUACGCUGAUCAAGAAUGUCUUUGCUUUUCAGUCCUUACCGAUCAUCCUUUUCUUUGGAUGCAUGAUGUCCAUUCUCUACUACCUGGGCCUUGUGCAGUGGAUAGUUCAGAAGAUCGCCUGGUUUUUGCAAGUCACCAUGGGCACCACCCCCACAGAGACCCUGGCUGUGGCAGGAAACAUCUUUGUGGGUAUGACAGAGGCACCUCUGCUCAUUCGACCAUACCUUGCAGAUAUGACGCUCUCCGAAAUCCAUGCUGUGAUGACUGGAGGGUUUGCCACCAUUUCGGGCACUGUGUUGGGAAGCUUCAUAUCCUUCGGGAUUGACGUGUCAUCCUUGAUUUCUGCCUCUGUGAUGGCUGCCCCUUCUGCUCUUGCCUUGUCAAAGCUCGUGUAUCCAGAAGUGGAGGAGUCCAAGUUCAAGAAUGAGGAGGGGGUAAAAUUGCCCCGUGGGAAAGAGAAGAAUAUCUUGGAAGCUGCCAGCAGUGGAGCCACAGAUGCCAUAGGCCUUGCUGCUAAUGUAGCAGCCAAUCUGAUUGCCUUUUUGGCUGUGUUGGCCUUCAUCAAUGCUGCUCUCUCCUGGCUAGGGGAACUGGUAGACAUACAGGGACUCACUUUCCAGGUCAUCUGCUCCUAUAUCCUAAGGCCCAUGGUUUUCAUGAUGGGUGUAGAGUGGGCAGAUUGCCCAAUAGUGGCUGAGAUGGUGGGGAUCAAGUUCUUCACAAAUGAGUUUGUGGCCUAUCAGCAACUGUCUCAAUACAAGAACAAACGUCUCUCUGGAGUAGAAGAAUGGAUUGGGGGCGAGAAACAGUGGAUUUCUGUGAGAGCCGAAAUCAUUACAACAUUUUCACUCUGUGGAUUUGCCAAUCUUAGUUCCAUAGGAAUCACACUGGGAGGCUUGACAUCAAUUGUACCCAACCGGAAGAGUGACUUGUCCAAGGUUGUGAUCAGCGCCCUCCUCACAGGGGCCUGUGUAUCCCUUAUCAGUGCCUGUGUGGCAGGAAUCCUCUACGUCCCCAGGGGAGCUGAAACUGACUGUGUCUCCUUCCUAAACACAGUUUUCACCAAUAGAACCUAUGAGACCUAUGUGUGCUGCAGAGAGCUCUUUCAGAGUACUUCUCUGAAUGGCACCGACUCUCCUUCUUUUUCCAGUCCCUGGGAAGAUAAAGAGUUCAGCGCUCUGGCCCUUGCUAACUGCUGUGAACUCUACACCAAUGCCGUCUGUGCCUAAGGCUGGUCUGUUUCCAUAACAGUCCCAAUCUUGAUGGCUUUUAUAGGGCAAAGGUGUGUGUGUACUCAGAGUUCCCACUCUACAACUAACUCACUGUGAUCUUUAACAGCGAAUGUAAAUAUUUCAUUUGGUUCACUGUAUGCUGAUAAUGAAAAGUAGCAUUUGUCUUUCCAUUAUUUGGCUGAACCAUAUAGGAAAUUCUUUAUGGGAUCUGUCUGAGCUUAGACUUGAAAUAAUAAUCACUACAAUAUAAAAAAAAAUCUUGCAAAUCUUGCUUCUAGUUGCCAUCUUAAAAAUUAUGUGAUGCAGUGUGCUAUAAAUGUGAUUUGGUAUGUAAUGUGUACUGCGGUGAAAAGCUGUAUUUCUUGGAGUUCUGUGGUUUAGCUGGGUUUAUGGUACUAAAGGUAUAUAUGAAAGUUAUAUGAAUAUUUAACAAGACUUUUCUGGUUGUCACACACUUGUAAACCUGCAAACUCCUUAACAUCAUUACACAGCAAACAAAAAAUACUUCUGGUAUGCAAAUUUGUAAGGAAUAUCUGUUUCUUAAAGGCCCUUACUUUUUGUAUUCUUCUUUAGUGCCAUAUUUCCUUCAAGUUUACAGGAAAUCCUUUAAAACAGCAGUUUUCAGUGGGAAGGGAAAGCAGUUUUGCCUCCCAGAGCACAUUUGGUAACGUCUUGAGACAUUAUUAGUUGUCACAACUGGGGGGAUGCUACUGACAUUGCUGGGGAGAGGCCAGGAUUCCUGCUAAACAUCCUACAGUGCUCAGGUCAGCUCCCUCCAACAAAGAAUUCUCAGGGCCCCAAAUGUCAAAAGUGCUAAGGUUGAGACAUUCUGAUUUUAAGUGUUUAAUAUAUUUCUUAUAUCUAACAUUACUUAUAAUAUUAUAGCCUUAGGGAAGACUUUCAAAGGAUGUAGGGGUUCUUCAAAAAGUUAAACAAAGAAUCACCACAUGGCCUCACAAUUCACUCCUAGGUAUACACCCCAAAGAUCUGAAAACAGGUAUUCAAACAAAUACGUGUACAUGCAUAUUCAUGGAAGCAGUAGUCACAAUAGUGAAAAGGUGGAAAGAGUUCAAACGUCCAUCAAUGAAGGAAUGGAUAAACAAAUCAUGUUAUGUACAUACAAUGGAAUUUUACGCAGCCAUAAAAAUCAUAAAGUACCAAUAUAUGCUAUGCAGAGGAACCUAGAAAACAUUAUGCUAAUUCAAAGAAGCCAGACACAAAGGCUUAUUAUUGUAUGCUUCUAUUUUGUAUGAU
Messenger RNA from Equus quagga, 3336 nucleotides. It is a transcript of the gene SLC28A2, whose product is annotated as solute carrier family 28 member 2. Bases 103 to 2079 code for a protein of 658 amino acids. The record is from RefSeq and is a predicted model, not a curated record. Gene Ontology annotation, molecular function: nucleoside:sodium symporter activity; purine nucleoside transmembrane transporter activity. The transcript is spliced from 18 exons. Lineage: Eukaryota; Metazoa; Chordata; Mammalia; Perissodactyla; Equidae. Gene Ontology annotation, biological process: nucleoside transmembrane transport; retina homeostasis. Gene Ontology annotation, cellular component: membrane.